This is a messenger RNA of Schistosoma rodhaini, 8477 nucleotides long. The record is from the annotation of a GenBank genome assembly. NCBI's taxonomy places the organism in Eukaryota, Metazoa, Platyhelminthes, Trematoda, Strigeidida, Schistosomatidae.
CAUUCGUAAUUGUUUGUGGGUUUAGGUAGAGUGGUUGAUUAAAUCGAUCUCCACCACUCGUGUUACCGCUCACGUUAGUACAUGAGAUCAGUGCCAUGAUCCAGGAGGCACGACGAGGACGUGUGAGUCGGAUUUUGUCUCCCUUUCUUUUAUAUAUAUACCUGAAUUCAUGUGACUUUGGCAUAGACAAUAGACCAUAAUAAAAUGUCUGCCAAUCAUUUCUUUAAAAAAAAAUUUAUUUAUAAAUUACCCAUUAUGAUAAUAAAAAUUACACUAAAUUAUAGAUUAUAAGUAUGUUACUACUUGUGACAAUAAUUUAAGUAGUACCAAUAGUGAUAAUUAGUAGGCUGAAACCAUAUCUCUAUUAUCAACUUAGAUAUAUAUCCAUAUACAUAUAUUUAAUGUUUACAAACUUAACUAUUAUUUGUACAAACAUAUCUAUGCUCUACUAAUUCAAAUGAAAACCGGAUGUAAUAUUUGAAAAAUCCGAUUAUUAACUUGGAAUCAUAAUUAAUAAGCUUGAGAGACAAAUAUUUAACGUCUGUAUGUAUAUGUAUACACCUAUGUAAUACAACUAUAUGUGUGAUCAUAUGAAACGAUAAACUUUCCGAACUAGGUUGAAUUCAUUAAGCAUCUAUCAUCUCUGGGGUAAGUGUAUGUAUAUAACUAUUCACAUACCAUUGCAUAUAUAUAUAUAUAUAUAUUCAAGAAAGACGAGGAACUACUUAUCACUCCUCUAAAUAAACAAUAAAUAAGACCAAUAACUUCUUUUAAGUCUCCGGAAAAAGGAAUGACUGGUCAUCAUCAUCAUCAUUAUCAUCAUCAAUACAAAUGUUUUUAUUCAUUAUUCAAUAUUCUAUGGUUCUUUUUAUUCAUUGAAUUCAUUCAAACAAUUGAUAGAACAGAAUUAAAUGAAUUAAAUAUGUAUGAUCCAAUGAAAUGUCGUUCUGGAAAUUAUCGUGGCAAAGUUAAUAUAGCUUUUGAUGGAACAGAAUGUUUAGAUUGGAUAGAUCAUAAAUCAUUUUAUAAACCAUAUUGGUCUGAUGAUGAAGCAAGAAAACAUAAAAAUUAUUGUCGUAAUCCAGGAAAUGAUUCUUCUGGUCCAUGGUGUGUUGUUGGUAUAGGAAGAUUUAAAUAUUGUGAUGUACCAAGAUGUGCUGAGCAUAUUGGCUGUUAUGAAGGCAAUGGAGCAGAUUAUAAUGGAGAUCAGGAUCAAACAACUGAUGGACAACCUUGUGCAAAAUGGCGAGUUAGUAAUUCACGUAAAGAUAUUGGCCCAAUUUAUCGAUAUCGUCUACAAUAUAAUGAAACAACUAGUAAAUUACUAAGCACCUCCGAUUCUGAACUUGAUAAUUUUCGUGCAUGUCGAAAUCCAGGCGGUGUAAAAUCUCAACCAUGGUGUUAUCCAAUUAAAGUUCGUGGUGUUUCUUCUGGUAUACAACAUUGUGAUAUACCAAAAUGUUCUGAUCCAGGUACUCUUGGUUAUCCAUUAUUUAUUAAUGGUAGUCAAUGUAUGCCAAAUUUUGUUCUUCAAAAACAAUUUGUCAAAUUGGAAUCAUCUACUGUUGUUGUCGUUGACUAUUGUGUAGCUCCACAUGGUUUUAUUUAUCAAAGGCAUCAUAAUGCUAUAUACAAUAAAUUCAAACAAUUCUGCUUAUUUCUUGUUGGUAAAACAAUGUAUUGUCCAGCAGGUUUUAUACGUACUAGACGAUUUCAGCCAAGUUUAGAAUUUAUUGGUCAUCUUUCUGGUCCAACAGCAUGGAGACCAACAUUUGAUAAUAUCUUACAAAUAAUUACUUGUUGUGUACAACCUGAAUUUUGGACUAAUUCUACACGAACUCCGUAUAUAUCUAUUGAGAAAGUUUCACAAUACAAAGGAGACUAUAGCACUAGUACCAGUAACAAUAAUAAUAAUGGUAAAGAAGCACAAGAGUUACGUAAUAUAGACACGACAAUAUCACCUUUUACAAAUGAAGAUGAAGAUUGGUUUUAUGUAAAACCACGGCGUAGAAUAACAGUUGGUGAUUUCUUUCCAUUACGUCGUCGUAAAUGGAUAGCAAGAUGGAAACGUUCUACUUUUGAAAAUUAUACAGAUGAUAAUGUUGAGUCAGAAAUAACAAAGUCUGAUUCUUCUUCUUCUUCAUCAUCAUCUAUGACAUCAUUGUACACUUCAGAAACUUCAUAUACUCCACAAUCUACAGUACUAGAUCCACCGUUAUUUGUUUCUAUUUAUCAAUGUCCACCAGUCAAAGGAACAAAUCGACUUGUUGCACCAUUGUUUCGUAAUGUUCUUCCUGAUGAAACACUUAGUGAUGUAUUACAAAAUUUAUUUCCUGAAAUAAGUUGUGAAUAUAGAGAAGCUAAAUCAGAAUUCAUACCAAACGCUGAAACUCGAAUUAGCCAAUUAGCUCUUCUUAUUAAUGAACCAACAUGUCCAAUUGGUUUUACUAAAACACAAAUCUCACGACGUGUUGUAUUCAUACUUGGUACAAGUAUUAGUUUAUGUUGGUCAAUGACAAAUCGGUUUAAAUUAGAUAAUACAUCUUAUAGAAAUCAAUUACCUAUUGGAAAUUAUUGUUUAAUCACAGAUCAUUCAUUGAAUCAUAUUAAAUCAAAUGUAUUGCAAGAAAGUGAUAAAGAGAAACUUUAUAAUUAUAAAUGUCCACAAGGUUUACGACAAAAUGAAAUUCAUUUUGUACAAGUUGGUUAUCGUUUAAAAUUGUGUUGUUCUGUUAAUUUACCAACAAAUUUUACUGAUUAUGAAUAUGAAAAUAAAUUAGAUAAGAUCAAUUAUCAAGCACCAUUAGGAAUUACAUCACCAUUUGCUAUUAUACAAAAUGGUCCAAUAUGUCCAACAUUUUAUUCAGGCAAUAUUAAAUUAACAGUAGUACAAUACAAUCGUCCAAUUCCUCGCCCAUAUGGUGAUCAAAUUGAAUUAAUUGGACCAGAUAAUCCAGUCAAAUUAGAUGGAAUACCAAACAUAAUCAUUUGUCAGUAUUUAAAUCAAGAAAUUAAAUUAGGCGUGAAAUCACUUCGUUAUGAUUGUGAUGGUUUGGGACAUCGAGAAGUCAUGAGCUAUGGUGGAGCUACGUGUGGAUUUGAAGUGAACUCUACAGUAGUUUUCCCACCUGGGAAAUAUUGUUUCUUACAAUUAUCCUCCACAUGCCCUACAGGAUUCACAUCAAGAAAUGGUGUUGAUCGAUUCGGUUUCAGUUUACAAAGUCUUGGUAGUACAUGUUGUCGUACUGAAGAAUCGAUUGGAGCAAUUAAAUUACCAAUUAAUUUAGAAGCCCCGUUUAAGCUGCCUGCAGUUUAUCAACCAUGUCAAGCAAUAGAGAAUUUCAAUGUUGAUGCCGAAUUACAUCAUUGUGUUUAUUACCCGAAAGGAAAUAGAUCACAUAUAAUGUUGGUAUGGCCACGUGUUGUUUCCAACUUAAAUGACACUAUAAACGGGAGUGAUAAUAAUAAAACUUCUGUGCCAAAGUACUGUUCAAAGUUACCUGGAAAAAGGGUCGGAUUUCGAAGAAGUCAAUUGGGUCGUUUAUCUGCAUUAUUCUUUAAUAUAAUGCAAGAUCAAUGGUUAACAUAUAAACGACCACGUUGGACAACACGUAUAAGUGAUUCAACUGAUAUAUGUUUCAAUGAAUUGAAUUUAGAAAAUAUUCCUGUAUUAACUCAACCGUCGACUGGAUAUUGUAUAUCGGUAUUUGGUAAUUGUCCAUAUAAAUUCUUUAGAGAAGUUGGAGCUGCACCAUAUAUGAAUACAGUUAUUUGUUGCCUUAUUAAAGAAUAUAUUCCGGAAGUGGAUAGAUUAAAUCAGACAUCAUCAUCAUCAACAACGUCGACGAGCUCAUUAAGAGUUCGUUCAUUUGUUACUUUGGGUUGGCCAACAAAAGAUGACAAGAAGGAAUUAAAGAAUUUCACCGGUACCAAAGUGUUAACUACGUAUGAACAAACUAAUUCACAAAAGUAUUUAAAAGAUUUAAAUUACUGCCCUCAAUUUCGUGAUAUACAAUUAAAACGACGUGUUGUUGAAAGUAUGUACAUACCAGAGAAUGUCUCAUUAUCAUCACGCCUACAAAAUAAACAAUUAUUUGGACAGUAUAAAAAUUUACAUACAUUGUUCAAUGUCUCCAAAUCGAAUGGCUUACAUUUUGAAAGCCAAACUGGUAUAUGGUCAGAAAAUGAUAUUGUACAUGUGAUAUAUUGUGAAUAUGGUACAGGUAAAACACCUGGUACAGAUGAUCAUCGAAAUUGGCCCGUAUCAAACUAUGCUAUACCAAAAUCAUUAAAUGAUUGUCCAAAAGGUUCUGUAAAAGCAACAAUGAGACAUCAACAAGACAGAUAUGGAUUUCAUUAUUCUCAACCAAUUCAUUUGGAUGGAGUUUAUUUUAAGCGUAAAAAAGAUAUACUAUUGGACUAUUGUGUAUUUACUGAUGAUCAAACUGCACAUCGUACAGGAAACUAUGGUGGUGAAGAAUCUCUCCCAGCUGGUCAUUACUGUGUACUACGCGUCAAUGGUAAUUGUCCAGCAGAUUUCAGUGAAGGAUUGUUAAGUAUACUUGAAGGACCGGAAAAACUGACACGUUCCAAAGACACCUCAGAUUCAUCCAUAAACCGAAAUAUAGACUUACUACAACAAACAACAACUUCUACACCAGAUAUUAUUCGUGUAAGAGCACAUAUGAAAGAGAGUACAUCAAAAAUUGAUCGAUUAAAUUAUCAUUUCUGUUGUCGAACUGAUUCACCAAGUGUUGACAGUCCAAUUGAUGGUUUCCCUGCCGAAACUGGUCCUUUUUAUUUGUACAGGGUUGGAGAUAAAUGUCAACAAAUUACUGGAAUGCAUGUUACUGAAGAAUAUAUUUGUGUAGAUGCACCUAAUCGAGGUGAUCCAAACUGGUGGUCAAUUGAUCAAAAUCAUACUUGGUCACCAUAUAAUGUGAAAGGUUUAACACCGGCACGUGUACCAUAUCAUGAUUUUUGUGAUGUGGAAAUUAAUUUAUGCUAUUAUGAACAAGCUGCUCCCGUCUCAGAAAAUGAAGUAACAGAAAGUUAUUAUUUUCAAACUGAAUGGCCAUUAGGUCAAUAUGCCUUACCAAAUGUACAUAGAAAUGAUUUAGAUAAAGCAUGUCCACCUGGAUUUACACAACAUUAUUAUUCAUUAAUUAAUAAUCAAGCAGCAUUUUUUGAAUUAGAAUUAAUGCCAAUGAGUUUAGGUCCAUAUUUUUUAGAAUUAAUGGGACAUAAUUAUAGUGCAUUAAAUGUACAUUAUUGUGAAAGAAAUAAUAUAAAUACAAAUGAUGAAUUCAACAAUGAAACAGGAGAAGUUAUAAUUGAAGGCAAUAAUGAAGAAGAAGAAAUAGUUCGGUCUUCUUCUUCAUCGUCAUCAUCGGGAUUAUUAAAUGAUGAUAAAAAACUUCCUGAGUCUCAAUGGCCUAAAGGUGAUUAUUGUGUAAUAUCUACAGCUGAAAAUCAUCAAUGUCCACCAGGUCUUCAUAGACAUGCCCGAGCAUUCUCUGAACUUUGUUGUCGAACUGAUAAUAUUAAAGAUCCUAAACCUGUAAACUGGCCAUUUAUCGAAGAUUUCUUCUUAUUUGGUGGUGAAAAAUGUUUACCGAUAAAAGAUACCCAUGUGGAACGUUAUCUCGUACGAUUGGUUUCUGGUUCAGAAGGUAAACAUGAACCUCAGUGGGAUGUUCUAUGUCAUUAUUUACCGAUUUCAUGGAUGAACGACACCAUAGAAUGGCCAGCUGGUGAAUAUAUGCUUCCUAUAGGAAGACGUAGUGGCUUGCGUACAUCGUAUGUGACAACAGUUGCUGCAGACAAUGAUCAGAUUAAUACAACAGCAACAUCUACAAAUGUUCAAGAUGGUAAAAAUUCUAUCAGUGGUAGUAAAUAUCAAUGUCCAGAAACAUUUGAACGUAAACGUUUUAUAUUUGCAAGCAGUGAAACUGAACAACAAUUAAUGAGCAAUCCGAACACCAAUACAGAGACUAUAUUCAACAUAACCGCCUACGUUACCAUGGAAUUUUGUGUACAUACUAAUGAACAGAAUAGUAGUAGUGGUACUACAAGUGAAUUUUCAUCAUGGCCUGCUGGUGAUUACUGUAUAUUUACCAUGAAUACACAUUGCCCGAUUGGAAUGAAAGCUUCCAGAGAAUUUCCAUUGAAAAUUCCACGUUUCAUUUUAAAAAGUAUUCAUUCUAUAUCAUCAGAUGGUGAAAUAAUUCCUAAUAGUCAUUGGCAUGAAGAUGUUGAAAAUCAUGUUGUUUAUUUUAUGCAAUGUUGUCGUGAAGAUAAAACUCUAUUGUUACGUGUACCACCAUCAAAAGAUGGUUUUUAUUUAGCUAGUAGUUCUGGUUUAUGUUCUAGUGUACCAGGGACUGUAUUGGAUAGAGAGAAAAUUACUACCUAUCUUACAUCACCAUUACAUAGUAAUAGUAAUGCUAUGAAUAAUAAUCGUAAAUCAACUGUAUUAAGUGAAAAAGAUAUGUUAUUAUAUCGUGAAACACUUGCUCAACGUGAAGGUCUUCUCUAUUUAUGCUAUUAUCAUCCAGCCAAAGGAAUUGAUUAUACUACAUCAAUACUUGGUACACGUUAUUCUAUAAGUCAAAAUAUUUCUGAAAAAGAUAUUGAUGAAAUAGCUAGACUAUGUGGUUGUGCACCGAAUGCAUUUUGUUUAUUAAAUAAACAAGCUGAAUGUAUUUGUAAACCAGGUUAUUACGGUGAUGGACGUUACGUAUGUGCACCAAUUACCCCGCUAACAGAUGAAUGUGCUGACUUAUGUGACCCAUCAGCAGUAUGCGCUGAACAUUUGGGUGUUAGUUUAAAGAAAAAGCAGUUACUCAGUCAUAUGUGUAUUUGUCGUCCAGGAUUUGUUGGUGAUGGUUUUUCAUGUAAAUCAGAUUGUGUUGCACGAGAAUGUCAACCAUUCAGUAGAUGUAUACAUAAUAUCCCAAGAGGUAUCACUGAAUGUGUUUGUAUUGAAGGAACAAUACUAUCUGGUACACGUUGUCACUUGGAUGUAUAUAAAACAUUGGAACAAGAAAAAGAUUUACCUCAAUUCAUUAUAGAUCAUGAUCAUUGUCUUUCAUCAGAAACACAAUUAGCUUUAAGAACAUUGAAUCCACCAAAAUAUUUUUAUAUAUUUGUCCCAUCCAGUAUAAUUACAAGUUGCACAGAUGUUAAAGAGCAUAUAGUUGUACGAUCAAAACCUUUAACUAUGAAUGAACUUAAAUAUGCUACAGUUCAAUCACCUAUUAAAUUAAUCACUGAAAAUAAUACUCUGAUUGAAGUUUAUCCCAAGAAUGGUACACUUAUGAUUGAUGGUCACCUAGCUCAAUUUGAAACUGUGAAAUUUGUCAAUGGCCAAUUAUACUAUUUAUCCAAUCCAUUAAAACGUACAGUGUGAUAAAUCUCUAAUUACCUCUACGUUUACGAAAAGCAUUCGCCAUAAAAGUUUACUAUAAUAACGACCAGUCAGUCAAGAAACACUGUUCAGUUAUAAAGCAAUCAAUGAUAAAACACAGUGAAAAUUACAAUGGAAUGAUGAUUUUGUCAUGAUUAAUUAACCAAUACAUGUUUAGUGCAUUAGAUUUACAUAUUGGGAAUUGGGCUAGUGUUAUAAGUUAGGGUUCUCGUGACUAGUUGGUAUCAGUUAUAUUGCUUAAAUGUAUGGGUUAAGUAAAAGAAGUAAUAGUCAUGUGUUGGAAUUACAAAUUAAGGCUGAAGGUUUCAUCAUGAAUUGAUGUUAACUAUGCUAUACCACAUUUGUAUUUACAUAGGGUUAUUAUUUAGAGUCAAGAGUUAAAGUGAGAGAAUACAGCAUUGAUUAUACAUAGAUUCAAAAAUGGUCUGGUACGGCCAGGCGUAUAUAAUAACUGUCAAGAACGUCCUACUCACUGCCUUCUCGCGUUAGGGGUGUUGUUUACAAACUAAAGAGGACAAAAACCGAAUUUCUGGGACUUGAAGUGGGUUAGUGGGUAUGGAACAUUCACUUAGGGUUCUUGCGAAACUGUGAUUGCAAACCAGUGAUGAACAUAGGCUCUUGGAUCCUGAGAAAACAAACAGUGUAUGAGCCUAUUGUUGGUCAUUGACUACCAUGAGAGCACAUCUCCAAACUUUUCCCCACCAUUUUGUGGAUUAGAUCUCUUGGUCAAAGGCUCGGGGAGUGACCUCCUAAUAAAACCACUUACUUUGCUUCAGGCAACCAGGCACUAUCCCAACCCACACAAAAAUCUUUCGUAGUGCAUAUAUAAUUCUGUGCCCCUUGGUAACAAUGUUUUUGUUGAAAUAAAUAAAUACAGACUUUAACACUAUCUACAUCAACAAUAGAUAUUUCAUAUAAUUUGACUUGAACACCAUGUCAUAUUCACUGUUUGGUUGCGUAGUAUGUAAUUAAAGAAACCAAUUUCAAACAUGGUUAGAAGAGAUGGAUAGUGGCUAGCAGUGGAGUCCUAUUUGGGACUCGUCAGCUG